Molecule: messenger RNA, 1674 nt
Organism: Pistacia vera
Lineage: Eukaryota; Viridiplantae; Streptophyta; Magnoliopsida; Sapindales; Anacardiaceae
Product: U-box domain-containing protein 9-like
Exons: 2
Coding region: 69-1529 (486 amino acids)
Biological process (GO): protein ubiquitination
Cellular component (GO): cytoplasm; nucleus
Molecular function (GO): protein binding; ubiquitin-protein transferase activity
Source: RefSeq, a predicted model, not a curated record
UAACUAGUGUAAGCUAAACCCAAUUUCUUCUUCUCAACUGAAGAAGAAAAUUCUAUGGGUAACUUGUUAUGAGUUACCAACCCAGUUGUGAAAUUACUUUUCUUGGUUUAUUCGUGGUUCAAAGUUUCAAUCUUUUUUAUCAGUUUCACUUUCAAGAUUGGUCUUUUAUGGCCAACCCAGAAGCUCAAGAGACUGAUCAUAGUAGGAAUACGGUUUUUGAGUUGAAAAAGGAGUUACAGAGACUUGUGAAGACCAUUCUUGAUGAAGAUGAUUAUGGCAUGCAUGUAACUGAUGAGGCUUUGAGAGUCUUGUCUUGUUUGAAAGAGUUUAACUUGAAGAAAUCUCAUUCUUUAAGUGUUGAUUGCUUGGAUGUUCCUGAAGUGUUCAGGUGUCCUAUUUCUGGAGAGAUUAUGGCUGACCCUGUUGUUUUGGCUAAUGGCCUGACUUUUGACCGCCCUUGCAUUGAGAAGUGGCUAAAUGAAGGCAACCGAUCAUGCCCUCAAACCCAUCAAGUCCUCUCCCAUACAGUCCUCACUCCGAAUCAGUUGGUGCGUGAAAUUAUUUCACAAUGGUGCCAGGAGCAUGGCAUUGAGCUGCCAAAAGCCAUUCAGGAUAUUGAUGAGGAUUUCAUAACUGAUGUUGACCGAAGCUAUUUAACUUCACUGCUUGAGAAGAUGUCCUCUUCUCUUUCCGAUCAAAAAGAAGCAGCAAAAGAGCUUCGGUUGCUGACAAAGAGGAUGCCGUCAUUUCGAGCCCUUUUCAGCGAGUCAACUGAUACCAUUCUCCAAUUGCUAAAUCCACUUUCACCAGGCAGAGCUGAUACUGAUCCUGAUCCUGAUCUCCAAGAGGAUUUGAUCACAACUGUACUAAACCUCUCAAUUCAUGACAAUAAUAAGAAGCUAGUUGCAGAGGAUCCAUUGGUCAUACCUCUACUUAUUGACUCCUUAAAAACCGGAACCAUUGAAACUAGAAGAAAUGCUGCUGCUGCACUAUUCACAUUAUCAGCCCUAGAUUCUAACAAGCUCAUUAUUGGGAAAUCAGGUGCUCUCAAACCUUUAAUUGAUCUUUUAGAGGAAGGGCAUCCAUUAGCUAUUAAGGAUGUUGCUUCUGCAAUUUUCAAUCUAUGUAUUCUCCUCGAAAAUAAAAGGAGGGCUGUCCAUGCAGGGGCAGUCAGGGUGAUUGUGGGAAAGAUCAUAAACCAUACACUUGUAGACGAGUUGUUGGCUAUUCUUUCAAUGCUUUCGAGUCAUCAAAUAGCAAUUGAGGAAAUGGGAGAACUAGGCGCUGUGCCUUGCUUGCUAAGCAUCAUAAGGGAGAGCACUUGUGAACGCAACAAAGAAAAUUGUGUUGCCAUUCUGUAUAAUAUCUGCUUUAAUGAUCGGAGUAAAUUGAGGGAAAUUGGAGCAGAGGAAAAUGCCAAUCAUACGCUUUCUAGACUUGCACAAGACGGGACUUCCAGAGCCAAGAGAAAAGCGAAUGCGAUCCUUGAGAGGUUGAAUAAAGCUGCUUUAAUUGCACAUACAGCUUGAUGAAAUAGACCCCUUAAUUCAGAAACAAUCCCAUUCUGUAAAUACUCUUGUUUUUUCCCCCAAUAUACACAUUGAUUUGAGCUGAGUUCUGUAAAAAGUUAACAUAUUUAUACACAUUUCCUAUACUCAGGCAAGUUUUGGUCAA